Messenger RNA from Hippoglossus stenolepis (Pacific halibut), 2546 nucleotides. It is a transcript of the gene myod1, whose product is annotated as myogenic differentiation 1. The record is from RefSeq and is a predicted model, not a curated record. Lineage: Eukaryota; Metazoa; Chordata; Actinopteri; Pleuronectiformes; Pleuronectidae. Gene Ontology annotation, molecular function: DNA-binding transcription factor activity, RNA polymerase II-specific; RNA polymerase II cis-regulatory region sequence-specific DNA binding; protein dimerization activity. The transcript is spliced from 3 exons. Gene Ontology annotation, biological process: regulation of transcription by RNA polymerase II; muscle organ development; positive regulation of myoblast differentiation. Bases 176 to 1066 code for a protein of 296 amino acids.
GACAGCUGAGGGGACACACCAGUCUGUGACAGGACAUAACAUUCCCCCUGAAAACACUCAGCCUGCACCACUGUCUUCUGCCAAUUCUUCUUCUUCUUGCUUUCGUCUCUGUCUCAAGACUCCCUGUGUCUCCCACUGGAUUUGUCUUCUUCCUUGGUGUGCCGGGGACUGAACCAUGGAGUUGUCGGAUAUCUCUUUCCCCAUCCCCGCGGCUGAUGAUUUCUAUGAUGACCCCUGCUUCAACACCAGCGACAUGCACUUCUUCGAGGACCUGGACCCGCGGCUGGUCCAUGUGGGCCUGCUGAAGCCGGACGACUCCUCCUCUUUAUCCUCAUCCUCCCCUUCCUCCUCCUCCUCCUCGCCGUCCUCCCUCCUGCACAUCCACCACCACGCCGAGGGGGAGGACGACGAGCACGUCCGCGCCCCCAGCGGGCACCACCAGGCGGGCCGCUGCCUGCUCUGGGCCUGCAAGGCCUGCAAGCGGAAGACCACCAACGCGGACCGGCGGAAGGCGGCCACGAUGCGGGAGCGCCGGCGGCUCAGCAAGGUCAACGACGCCUUCGAGAACUUGAAGCGCUGCACCUCGGCCAACCCCAACCAGCGGCUGCCCAAGGUGGAGAUCCUGCGCAACGCCAUCAGCUACAUCGAGUCCCUGCAGGCGCUGCUGCGCGGCGGCCAGGACGACGGUUUCUACCCGGUGCUGGAGCACUACAGCGGGGACUCAGACGCCUCCAGCCCCCGCUCCAACUGCUCCGACGGCAUGACGGAUUUUAACGGGCCGACCUGUCAGUCCAACAGGAGAGGAACUUAUGACAGCAGCACUUAUUUCUCCCAGACUGCAAACGGUGGUCAGAAGAGUGACCGCAGAUCGGUGGUCUCCAGUCUCGACUGUCUCUCCAGCAUUGUGGAGCGAAUCUCCACUGACAACAGCAGCUUGAUGCCGGCUGCGGAGGGGCCUGGGUCCCCGCCAAGCGACCAGACGGGGGAGACAGCAGCACCCGGACCCCCUCGGGUCCCCUCUCCGACUGCCAGCCAGGACCCCAACCUGAUCUACCAAGUCCUAUAGACCCUCAAACCUGGGACAAUUCACAUCCUCUCACACAGUCCACUCCUACAAAUCAGAUCUUUACACACACACACACACACACACACACACACACACACACACACACACACACACAAACACAAACAAACACACACACACUGAAAGUGAUGUUAUAGCGACUGAACUGAUUCUUAACACCCUGUUUGCAUCACAUGUUAAGAUUUUAUAGUUUUCUCAACAUCCCUCCACAUCUGCUUUUAUUUCCUUAAGUCAAAAUAUGGAAGCUCAUUCUUGUCAAAAAAAAGGAAAAGAUGAGUGUGAAGGUUUAUUAGUAGUUUAUCAUUUAAAAAGUGAAAAAAGUAAUCUUUAGCCACUUCUCAUUCUCAAUCAACAAACAGAGUUUAAUAUUUUAUAGAUCUCAUUUAUAGAUUUAAUAUACACUGAGCAUGCUCCAUGCAUUGAUGAAGAUCAUGAGACAUAAUAAGCUCUUAAGACAGGGCUUACAGAGCAAACAAGUUUAUUCUUAAAUCUUGAUUCAAUAGCUGUAAAAUAAGGAAUGAUAAAAAUAACAGCUCCAUAUUUAAGUAUCAAAUAAUAAUUGCAAUUAUAUUGUAAAUAUUAAUUACAAGAGAGACCGUCUCAAUUGUUUUGUCAUGUCAACUUAUAAGAUAGUGGAUUUUCUUCAAAAUACAAUAAGUGACAGAAAUGCAAAAAUGUGAGUGGAGAUGCAUAGCCAGUUGUUAUGUUGACUCCAUAUAAAAUGUGCAUUGUUUUUUGUGGCAGCAAUGACUUUCCAUAGUUGAGCAUAUUUGUCCCACAGAUUCCCCUUCCUGGUAAUAUAAGUGGACUAGACUGGAGCUCAAACCACUUGAAUGCUGGAAAAUGUAGUUUUUGCAAACAUUUCUUGAUUGAUUAUUGUUGUAUUUUUUUAUUUUAAGUUAUGAAAACACUAUUUUAAGGCUCAGCUGGGUCAUUCAGAUAGAUUUUUCUUCCUUUCUGUGUGUAGUCUAUUUGAUGGACGGAGGCCAAAAACCAUCCAUUUACAUUCCUCCACAUUCGUCCAUCUGAAGUUCUAACUGCACCAGCUGUUCAAUUCCCUCAGGAAAAAAAGAACUACAAUUAUUAUAUGAUUUAUUUAAAAGAUACCAGAUAAUACAAUAGAUAUCUGUAGUAAAACUUUAAUACUUAAUAAAAAAUACUACUACAGACACUUAAAGCCCUCAGAUUAGACGAAUAAAGUAUUAGAGGAGUAAACGUAGUGUUAAAUGGAUUUCGUUUAUCAUUUUCAUUCACUGCAGCGGAGGACCAUUUUUCUGUUUCUGUACAUAUUAUGUAAAUAAGAGCUGAUUUGUUCCAACUGAAAGUAUUAAUUAUGUAUUUAAUGUUUCUGUCUGUAUGUGCUUCUGUUUGUUGUGAAAAUGUUUAAACUUUAUAUUUAUACAUCUGAAAACUGAGUGACAGUCUAAUGACAAAUAAAUGAACCUGCUUAUUUAUACAAAAA